Messenger RNA from Neohortaea acidophila, 1853 nucleotides. RefSeq lists its product as uncharacterized. Bases 254 to 1819 code for a protein of 521 amino acids. The transcript is spliced from 5 exons. Lineage: Eukaryota; Fungi; Ascomycota; Dothideomycetes; Mycosphaerellales; Teratosphaeriaceae. The record is from RefSeq and is a predicted model, not a curated record.
UGGCGGCCUCCGACCGUUAGAAAUUGCCUGCAACUCUAUUUUCACCCCCGGCUUCAUCCUCUUCACCAUCUAAGCAUGCUAAUGAGCGGCGGGAAAGGAUGCGAUCAACUCAUUGUCAGCAACCGUUUGUGCUCCGGAGCGAUCGCUAUUUUCGCAGAGGACAUGCAACGAGCAUGUGCAUAUCUACACUUGAGGGCCUGCUCCUGCGCGAUGCUUUAUCUUGUCCCGUAGCAUCACCAUUACUGCCUCCAGGAUGAUGUCCGUUCUUCUGAUAUCCCUCCUCCUCUCUACCUGCGCCACCGCCCUUCUCGGAGAUGCGCGGCUGGCGAGUACAAUAACCCACAGGACGAAUCAUGUCGCGGGCAAUCGGACCCUACAGUUCCAUCUGGGGAUGCAGAUACUUGCAAGGCAGUCGUGCCCGCAGACCCAUAAUAUUUGUAGUUCGGGCACUUGCUGUCCCAAGAAUUCGACCUGUUGCGCUGCCGGCUGCAUGGAUUCUCAGAACAUAUGCUGCGGAAGUGGUGCAUGCCCCCCUGGCAAUGGUUGUUGCGGACCAGCCUCGUGUCGUCCUCCGGGAUGGGACUGUUGCGGCAAUGAUGGCGACUUGUAUCCCACCGACGGCUCAGAGUGUUGCUCUGACGGUGGCUAUUGUGGCCCGGAGGAGUACUGCGGGCCAUGUAGUGAUGCAAGCGAUCAAGUCUGCUGCUUUCCCAAGGGAUCUAACCUGAUCUCAAGCUCGACAAUGUCCACUUCCCCAGCCGCAUCAAUAUCUACUGGAGGCUUAUACACAGUACCAGUGUCUCAGAAUGCUUCAGCCUUGGCCUGGUCCACCCGUUCGACGAUUUCAUCAUUGCCUUCAUCAUCUGUCUCUUCGACGACAUCCGAUUCGAGCUCUAUCCGCCCGCUUGAGGAUCCCGUACAUUACGGCAACUCUAGCACGCCCAUUGCAAGUUCAUGUACCGGAUGCACAACACCACCUCAAGCGCCAAUUGCAUCUGGACAUUCUACCACACACGCGGGAAGCCUACCAACUAUUCACAGCGGUGCAAACCUACGUCCGGUGAUCAGCCCUACAGCUGAUGAACCUUUGACCUCCACUUCAGAGAGUCGCACAUCCUCUCCUACCUACAGCACCGCCUCCGACUACACUAAACACCCCCAACAGCCAACUUUAGUUUCUGAGUCGAGCUAUAGUUCUUGGUCAAGCGUCUCGAAACACACAACCUCCUCGAAACAGACAAUAGGUGACAACCCAACAUACCCGGCGCGUCCAACAUCAGACACCACGACAGCACAAGCGCCGCCUCUAGCGAGCUCGGCUUCACAUGGCGCCAUGAUCGUAACUGUCCGUCCGACAUUCACCCAGAUCGAAAGCGCAGCUGCAUUGGCGUCGACAAGCAUGACCACGCCAGCGACCCAUGCACCGAGUGUGAGCCACCUCAGCACAUCUGCGCAACGCGAGGACGCAAAGGGAGUGAGUAUAGGCCGCGAGCAAGCGCACUAUAGUGCUGUCACCCUCUACAACCCUGAUCGGCUCCACGGUCAGACAGCAGAAGCCGCACACGACUUAUCUGGCACGACUUCAGUUUCUACACGUGCCACACAGACGCAGCUGGCAUCGCUGGAUUAUGACCACAAGCUGUCGCCGGUGACCAUGACCCAAUACACUGGCAACGCUGCCGACAGCACCGCCUCGGCUUUCGCCUUUUCGUACGUUGGCGCAGCUUCGAGGGCUGGUGUGAUGGAGCGUGGCCACUGGAACAUCCGGUGGUGGCUCGCAUUAGGCGGGUUGGCGGGCGUGCUCGCUGCGGGCCUCUAAGGCAGUUUUUGAUGACGAAUUCAUAUGAUUUACG